UUCACUCUCGUCUCGCGCUCGAACACGGGCAGAGCAUGCGCACUCUCCGGCCGUAGGAAGGAGAGAGUAGCGUCUGUUAUUAACGAAAAAAGCAUUUACCUGGACUAUAGCUUAGGAAAGUGUUCUAUCGUCUUCGUUUUUUUUCUUUCGUGUUCACUAUCAACUUGACUUUGCGGAGAAGUGUGAGGUUUCUGGCCUUGUGUGUGAAAUUUUCUCCGUCGGUGGACAUCGGAAGCACAAACUCCCACCAAGAAGUGACGAGGAAUUCCAAGACAUUCGAUUUGCAAGAAAAGGCGUUAUCUGUUUGUACCAAAGGAGGGUAAUCUAAAUCACCAGUUUGAUAACAUUUUUCACAGAAAGAUAACUGGUUAGCAUUGUGUGUGUAGCGCAUAAUAGACAUAAUCUAGAGUGACAGCAAGAGAGUGAUUCCCUGUGGACGCUAAGAGUGAAGAGCGACAAGUGAUUCUAUUCCUGCCGCCGCCAUGGGUCUCGGGAUCGUGGACAUAUUGUUGCUGACGCUGUCGGUGUUGGUGAGCGCGGUGAUCGGCCUCUACCAGGGCUACGUGGGGCGCCGCGCCACGCCCGAGGGCUACCUCAUGGGCUCGAGGAAGAUGAGGCCCCUGCCGCUGGCCAUGAGCAUGAUGGUGGGCACGGUGUCGGCCAUCACCAUCAUGGGCAACGCGGGCGAGAUGUACGCGUACGGCACCCAGCUGUGGAUCAUGGACCUGGGGAUCCUGCUGGCGCUGGUCAUCAUCGCCAAGGUCAUGAUCCCCAUCAUCCACCCCAUGGAGGUCGUCUCGCUGUACGAGUACAUCGAGAAGCGGUUCAACGCCAAGUGGCUGCGGCAGGCCACCGUGGUGCUGCAGCUGGUGGGCGGCUACUUCUUCAUGGGGUUCCUGCUGUACCCGCCCUCCAUCGCCCUGCAGGCCUUCACGGGGCUUGACAUCCUCCUCAACAUCUUCAUCAUGGGUGCCACCUGCACAUUCUAUUCAGCCAUUGGUGGUGUGAAGGCGGUAGUGUACACAGACGUGUUCCAGGCCCUAGUCAUGCUGGCGGGCGUUUUAGCCAUCGUCAUCAUUGGUUCUCUCAACGUCGGCGGCCUCGACGUCGUGUGGGACAUCGCCUACCACCAUAACAGGACGGAGCUCUUCAACUUUGACUUAGACCCGUAUCAGCGACACAGCUUCUGGCUCUGUCUCUGUCUGGGCUUCUUCUUUGCCCUUGGAUCCUACGGCGUCAACCAGAGCCAGACUCAACGCUUCUUCAGCACCAGGACCGUCCAGGAAGCCCAGAGGGUGCUUUAUUACGCUGCCGGUGGGAUGGUCUUACUCAGAGGCCUGAUCCAUCUCUCGGGGCUGGCCAUCUACGCCCACUUCUACAAGUGCGACCCCAUGGCGAAACCUGGGGCUGAGGAACCCGCUUACGUGGUCAUCCUCUACGUGCUGACGGUGCUGACGAGAGUACCGGGUCUCGCCGGGAUCUUCGUAGCGGCCAUCUAUGCUGCGGUUCUGAGUUCUGUCUCGACGCAGCUCAACUCCAUGACAGCUUUACUGUGGGCAGACUUCCUCAAACCUCAUCCAUUCUUCGCUUCCUGGAGUGAUGUCAAGGCCGGAGCGCUUCAGAAGGUCUUAGUCUUACUCUCUGGGGUCGUGGCCAUCGUCCUGGGUCUGGUCGUGUCUAUGCUAGGGAGGUCCUUCCUAAGGGCGCUCUUCGCGAUCAACGGCGCUCUGUCAGGUCCUCUCAUCGGGCUCUUCGUCGUCGCCCUCUGCAUGCCGUGGGUUAACCUGAAGGGCGCUUCCUCUGGCUUCUUGAUCUCCAUCGUCCUGAGCGUGUGGUUAGCCUUUGGUCAGCUGUUGACUCAGACCAAGGAGCCUUACCUCCCCAUGUCCCAGGAGAGCUGCCCUGCCACCAACACCACGGUUGACAGCGUUGCGAUACAGACGGAGGAAGUGAACAAUGUCCAUGCUAUCUACGGGUUGUCUUACUGCCUCAAUUCCUUCCUCGGGGUAGUAAUCUGCAUUCUUGUGGCCUUGAUCGUCACUCUGUUCACGGGCACCAACUCCAAGGAAGACGUCGACAGGAGAUACGUGAACGAAACGGCGUGGCGGCUCUUCGAAAAAUGGACCCUCAUCCAGGGUAGAGAAUCCCUUAUCAAGAAGGUCCUCCGACGCUCAGCUUCUCCCUCCGUGGAGAAUAAGGAAAAUAAGAAAGUGGAAGAGAAGGAGAUCGAAUUGGGAGAUGCAGAGGAAAAGGAGAUAUUGGCCAGUAACCGAGAACUUUCGGAGGUAAAGGAGGACGGCGACGCGGCGGGUCGAGGAGCCGUCUGAAGUGCAUUGGUUAACUUUUUUCUUUUUCUUUUUUUGAAAUUGAAAGCACAAAUAUCGACGCGGUUCUUUUUCAAGUGCAUGGCAAAAGUUGAAGAGAGUGUUUUGUGAUGGUGUUAAUUUUUUCUUUUCCUACUGUCGGAGAAGAAAUUAAGAAAGAAUUUUAUGAAGUGACUUCUCUCGGUAUAAGUGCAAUGGAAAAGGAACGCAGACAGGAAGACGAAAAGAUUGGUGCAUACGGGACAGGAAGUCAAAUGCAAUUUAUAUUCUUUGUGUCUAAUAUUAAGGAAUAGCAAUUCUUGAAUCUAAUAUAUAUCGCUCUCUUUCCCGAUCUUAGGCUAUAUCAGCAUCUGUGUCUGCGUGUGUGUGUGCAUGUGUUUGAGAGAGAGAGAGAGAGAGAGAGAGAGAGAGAGAGAGAGAGAGAGAGAGAGAGA
Penaeus vannamei (Pacific white shrimp) is the source of this 2758-nucleotide messenger RNA. RefSeq names its product sodium-coupled monocarboxylate transporter 2. Gene Ontology annotation, biological process: transmembrane transport; sodium ion transport. Gene Ontology annotation, cellular component: membrane. Lineage: Eukaryota; Metazoa; Arthropoda; Malacostraca; Decapoda; Penaeidae. The record is from RefSeq and is a predicted model, not a curated record. Gene Ontology annotation, molecular function: symporter activity.